AUGAACAAGGAUACUUUGUCAAGCAUGGAGCCUUCUAAACCCCAGACAUUCAAUCAUCCCUAUACACCGUACGACAUUCAGGUUCGGUUCAUGCAGUCGUUGUAUGAAUGUCUUGAAGAGGGUAAAGUUGCUAUAUUCGAGUCGCCUACUGGUAGCGGCCCCCGCCUUCAGAUUAUUGAGCUUUCAUGUACUGACUGGACCAGGAACCGUGAUGACGAUGAGCCCGAGUGGAUGGUGGAAUUCGCGAAGCGCGAGGCAAGCCGUGCCGUUACUGAGAAGCGAAUAGAGUUCGAAUCGCGAUUGGCAAGGAUUAAACGAGAGGAAGAGCAACAGAGGGCAGCACUCGAGAGUUCAGAGGGUUCUAGAAAGCGACAGAGGGUUAGCGUCGUGUCGAGGGAUCAAGAUACUGAAGAUGAUGACCAAUUUGCUCUGGACGAUUACGAUAGCGAGAACGACGAGCCUAGUUCUAUUCCCAGAGGCUCUGCUACUGCAACUGGGCUCUCUUCGAGCACUCUUGAACUAUUGGAGCGUCUAAGAAAGUAUGGUUCGAAGAUUAAGCCUGAAGAAGACGAUGAAAAUGACAUCAAAAUAUUCUAUUGCUCGAGGACGCACUCGCAGCUGAUGCAAUUUGCCAGCGAGCUGAGGCGCGUCACGAUGCCAUCGACCUUACCGGAAAGCUUAAGGCAAGGUCUUACUGACGAAGAGGAGCAAGGAGAACGCAUCAAACAUAUCUCACUUGGGUCUCGGAAAAACUUGUGUAUCAAUUCUAGGGUGGCUGCUUUGGGCAAUCCAACGGCAAUUAAUGAACGUUGCCUGGAAUUACAGCAACCGAACACACCAGCACCGCUUCGGUGUUCAUAUUUGCCAACGGAAGAGGAUGAAGCGAAGACUUUGUCCUUUCGAGACCAUGCUUUAGCAACCGUGAAAGACAUCGAGGACCUGGGAAAACUUGGUAAAAAGCUGGGGCUAUGCCCUUAUUACGCAUCCCGCGGAGUUGUCAGCCAUAGUGAGAGGUCAGCUCGAGAUGCCCUGAAUCUCUCGAUCAAAGGCCAUGUGGUUAUUAUAGACGAGGCCCACAAUCUUAUGGAUGCGAUAUCCAACAUCCAUUCAGUAACUGUUACUCUUUCUCAGUUACGAACUUCGAUCUUCCAGUUGACUACGUAUGCUCGAAAGUUCAAAACCCGCUUGAAAGGAAAGAACCGCAAUUACAUUGCUCAAGUCAUCCGCUUGAUCAGCUCUAUAGCAGAUCAUCUCCAGUCUCUUAUAGAUAAUAAACAAGCAAGUGAAGGCUCUGUUCUCUCAUCUGACUUGAUGGCAGGGAAGGGGGCUGAUCAGAUCAAUCCGUACAAACUCUGCCGAUAUCUGAAUGAGAGCAAACUAGCAAGGAAAGUCGACGGGUAUAUUGAUUUUUCACAAAGCAAAGCGAAUGCCCAAGCUGAGCCCAAGUCUACGAUUCCUGUUCUUUUUCAUAUACAAAGCUUUCUCCUGCCAUUAAUGAAUCUUUCUUCUGAAGGGAGACUGUUCUUCACGAAAACCCCCGGGGAUAUUCAGCUUCAUUAUAUGCUUCUUGACCCAACAAAUCAUUUUCGGGAGAUCGUCGAGGAUGCGAGGGCUGUCAUACUGGCCGGAGGGACCAUGUCUCCCAUGUCUGACUACUUAAACCAUUUAUUCUCCUAUGUCCCAAAGGAUCGUCUAAAUACUUUCAGUUAUGGCCAUGUCAUUCCAUCGGAGAACCUGACUGCGCACACUCUGGCUCGGGGCGUUACAGGUUGUGAGUUUGACUUUACAUAUGCCGGUCGUGAUGCAGAGAAGAUGAUACUUGACCUCGGACGGACAUUCACUCAGUUAUGUCGUGCAAUACCAGACGGCAUUGUUGCUUUCUUCCCGAGCUACGAGUAUCUAAGCCGGGUGCUGAACAUAUGGAAGAACGCAGUUGUUCGUGAGAAUAAGCAAACGCUCUAUGAAACCGUCGAAAAAGAGAAACAAAUACUUUACGAGUCACGCGAAACGGAGCUCACAACAGAUGACCUUCUUAACAACUAUGCUAACACUAUCAAUAAAGGCAGGGGAGCAUUGCUCUUAUCCGUUGUUGGCGGCAAGUUGUCCGAGGGUAUCAACUUCUCAGACAAAUUAGGGAGAGGUGUCUUAAUCGUCGGUCUCCCGUUUCCCAAUAUACGUAGCCCGGUUUGGCAAGCCAAAAUCAAAUACAUUGAGCAAAAGGCUUACCGAAACGUCGGAUCUGGCUCCGAAGAAAGUCGGCGAUUGUCUGCCAAAGCCGCCGGGAGAGAUUUUUACGAGAAUGCUUGUAUGCGGGCUGUGAACCAAUGUAUUGGGCGAGCUAUUAGGCACCGCAACGACUAUGCGGCCAUCGUCCUUAUUGACAAGCGAUAUGGGAAAACUAGCAUCGAAGCCAAGCUGCCCGGAUGGAUCAAACAAAGCCUAGUGAAAGACUCCGCUCUUUUGCCAGCAGCGACAACGUUAGAUGGGCUUGCGUGUUUCUUCCGCAGCAAAAACCACUGCGGGUAG
This is a messenger RNA of Aspergillus nidulans FGSC A4, 2526 nucleotides long. RefSeq names its product DNA helicase (gene chl1). The transcript is spliced from 6 exons. Gene Ontology annotation, cellular component: replication fork; nucleus; chromatin. The record is from RefSeq and is a predicted model, not a curated record. Gene Ontology annotation, molecular function: helicase activity; hydrolase activity; nucleic acid binding. The coding region runs from base 1 to 2526 and encodes 841 amino acids. Lineage: Eukaryota; Fungi; Ascomycota; Eurotiomycetes; Eurotiales; Aspergillaceae. Gene Ontology annotation, biological process: DNA-templated DNA replication maintenance of fidelity; interstrand cross-link repair; mitotic sister chromatid cohesion.